Molecule: messenger RNA, 3277 nt
Organism: Hydractinia symbiolongicarpus
Lineage: Eukaryota; Metazoa; Cnidaria; Hydrozoa; Anthoathecata; Hydractiniidae
Exons: 2
Coding region: 578-1132 (184 amino acids)
Source: RefSeq, a predicted model, not a curated record
AUUUUUGUUGUGACUUUUUUUGACUUGCAGAUACAGACUAUACCGUGGUGCACUAGGCUUUCAAAAAUAAAGCCGAGAUGCUGUGAAGCCAUUGCAUCGCAUAUGAUUCGAUUUGUAUUUACCUGCUUGUUCGAAAAGAAAGAAAGAACGUCGUUUGCAAAGUUCUAUUCAAGUAUACAUCACGGCUGUUCAAACAUUGCAGCUGCAAGAAUUUUUAUCUAGUCCUCUCAACACUUCGAAAAUAAACAAAAUUUAGAAACAGCGCGCAAAUUCAUCCAAUGUUGAGGAGAUACGGUGUUUUAAGUUCGCGUCGAUCAUUCUUUACAAGGAAGUAAAAAAGACCUUGAACUUUGUUUGGCAAACCACUCAUAUAGCUUAGCUGACGUUGUGUUUUGGAUGUGGACUAAGACUGAGUCGCAAGUCACAAUGGAAGAUACGGUUAUUUUAAAACUAGAAAAGCUGAUUGGCCGUCUGAAAAACAUAUAUGACGUCAAAUUGAACAUUUAACGUUAAGGACAAUGUUGGUGACAAAAACACUUGUUAUUUAAAUGCAGCUUAACUCAGCAGACGUGUUUUGAUGUUGAAAAGUUUUCCGUUCGAAACAGAGCUGUUGUUGCUUGUAAUUGUUGAUACGAAUAAAUUGAAAAAGAUAGCGAUGAUGCAGAAAGUGUUUGGUCAGUUGUUUUAUCGUGUUCGCGCACAAUCAACGCAAACACGAGAUGCAUUGAAGUUACGAGAGAAUGUCAGAUAUAUUUCUAAAGGGUUGCAUGCCGAUGAAGAAAUGAUUAAUAAGCGUAAAGUGGAAGUAAAACGUGCCCUGUUCGAUUUUAUUGUGAAUCAUACAGAAAAAAGUGAUCAGAAUGAAAAAUUAAAUGAAUACAAAGUAUUACUUAUCGACUCCUUUUGCGACGUUAAUACGAAGUUAGUCCGUUUAUUUUCCAUGAUCGAAGGUGAAUUGGAAGUAAUCGAUGGUGAACUGGAUAAAAAAUGGAAGUUGUAUGGAAAGAAAAAGUUACGAUCUAAUAAACUUGAAUUAAAAGGACUACGAACACAAGUAUCUAACAUGUCAGACAAUAUUGUUGAAAUGAUUGAAUACUUAGAUUUGAAGUUCAAGUUACUACCAAAUACAUAAAAACAAAAAACAAUCUUUUUUGUCCAUUAUAUAGCACCAUAAGAAUAACAAUAACAAAUAUUUAAAGUGACUGGCCCAGAAAAUCACAUCCUCGACCCCAGGGUUUAUUGCCUUGUGUCAAAGCCGCUAGCGGUUACUAAACGGCGAAGUUGCAGAAAAUCACAAAAACCCAUGGUUAUAACAAAAAAUGCUUCUCAUCUUAAAAAUAACCAUGGUCAACAAUUUUAUAUACUGAGGAAAAUUACAAAGAAAAAUACUACUUCAAUUUGUUCCCUUGCAUUGAAAAUGGAGAAACCGGUAGUCAAGGAGAAAAUUGGCCUUUUGAGACAAAGUUUUGUACUUAUAAUUCUGAGGAGAAUCGUUCACGUCUGUCGUGCUUAACCCGCGUUUACCACCCUCGUCCUCAGUUUUUUUUUUUUUUUAAUAUCAGAAAGGCUAAAAUCUCUGGAAAUAAGGGUGCGGUAUUCAGUAUAGUGGUGUCUUCAGGUGCUACUUACCUGGAAGAGGUAAGGAGAUAAAUGCGGUAUUUUUGAGUAAUGUUUAAAGAGACUCAGGUCUUGUUUUUGUUAAACGGGACCAUUUUUACAUUACGUUUUUACAGUGCAUUCUGUUCUGGCAAUUAGAAUUAAAAAGUUUGGAUGAUUGAUAUGAUAACGUAAUGAUAAGUAUAGUAAGGCAAAGUGACUUUUGCAGUUUUCUUUGAAAAAAGAGGGAAAAACCUCCUUAAGACACCUGUGUUAUUUGCUGAGUUUUUUGUCAUCAAUUGCUUGCAAUAAAUAAAUAACAUUUUGAUCACAAAAUAAUAGGCGGCUCUCUGUUAUUGGAAGUUUCACAAACUAAUUGGCUAAAAAAGGUAUAUGCAAAAUAAUAACAACCAUCCUAUGUGAGAUUUCAAUGCUUGUGUAACUGAACUAAUAUCAAUCAAAACACGAAAAAGGAUCCCACUUUAGAGCCAACAUGAUUUUUCCAUACGCAGCCACCAACCUUGUUCCCAGUGCCAACAUAGGAACGUAAACGUCUGGCAACGACUUCAUUUAGCACCGGGCUAAGUAGUCCCGACACACGACGUACAACAUAACUAACAACCUUCAUACUUUAUCGACAUAAAAAGCCGACAGACGUCCAGUCAUACUUCUCCAACCAAAUGGAGCCAUACGUUGGUAUGGCCAUCGACAGAAAAUUUAUGUGUUUUUUAUGAAUUAUGAAGGUAUUAUGCAGUAUUAUGCGAUAUUACGUUGUUAUGGCCAUCGACAGAAAAUUUAUGUACUUUUUUUGAAUUAUAAAGGUAUUAUGCAGUAUUAUGCAGUAUUAUGCGAUAUUACGUUGGUUAUGGAUUAUUGACAGAAAAAAUAUGUAUUUUUUAUGGAACGAUAGAGAGUAUUAUGAAGGCAUUAUGCAGUAUUAUGCGAUAUUACGUUGGUGGGCAUCGACAGGAAAUUUUUGCAUUUUUUAUGUAACGACAGAGAGUAUUAUGAAGGUAUUAUGCAGUAUUAUGCGAUAUUACGUUGGUAUGGCCAUCGACAGAAAAUUUAUGUGUUUUUUAUGAAUUAUGAAGGUAUUAUGCAGUAUUAUGCAGUAUUAUGCGAUAUUACGUUGGUAUGGCCAUCGACAGAAAAUUUAUGUAUUUUAUGAAUUAUGAAGGUAUUAUGCAGUAUUAUGCAGUAUUAUGCGAUAUUACGUUGGUAUGGCCAUCGACAGAAAAAAUAUGUAUUUUUUAUGUAACGACAGAGAGUAUUAUGAAGGUAUUAUGCAGUAUUAUGCGAUAUUACGUUGGUUAUGGAUUAUUAACAGAAAAAAUAUGUAUUUGUUAUGUAGCGACAGAGAGUAUUAUGAAGGCAUUAUGCAGUAUUAUGCGAUAUUACGUUGGUAUGGCCAUCGACAGAAAAUUUAUGUACUUUUUUUGAAUUAUGAAGGUAUUAUGCAGUAUUAUGCGAUAUUACGUUGGUUAUGGAUUAUUGACAGAAAAAAUAUGUAUUUGUUAUAUAGAGAGGAUGUCGGAUAAUGCAGUUUUAUUUGUCGGGUCCAUUUGGUUGGAGAAGUAUGACUGGACGUCUGUCGGCUUUUUAUGUCGAUAAAGUAUGAAGGUUGUUAGUUAUGUUGUACGUCGUGUGUCGGGACCACUUAGCCCGGUGCUAAAUGAAGUCG